Molecule: messenger RNA, 4989 nt
Organism: Elgaria multicarinata webbii
Lineage: Eukaryota; Metazoa; Chordata; Lepidosauria; Squamata; Anguidae
Product: zinc finger protein 721-like
Exons: 8
Coding region: 28-4143 (1371 amino acids)
Biological process (GO): regulation of transcription by RNA polymerase II
Molecular function (GO): DNA-binding transcription factor activity, RNA polymerase II-specific; RNA polymerase II cis-regulatory region sequence-specific DNA binding
Source: RefSeq, a predicted model, not a curated record
AGCUGCACUGGGAGACCCGAGUGGGAAAUGCGAGGCAGGAAAGCGAGAGGCCUUGGUCUCCCCGCUGACUUGGGCAGUCUUUGCCAGAGUCCGGCAAAAGAAGAACGUGAUUCUUUGGCAAUGUUGGAGCUCAAAGUGAAGAUGGAAGAACAAAACUUUUCUGGCCCUGAAUUAGGAAAAUCCCAGGGUGAAAACAACCCCAGCGCAGCUGUACAGAGCCAGCGCUUCCAGCAUUUCUGCUACCACCAGGCCAACGGACCCCGAGAGGUUUGCAGCCGACUCCACCAUCUCUGCCGCCAGUGGCUGAAGCCAGAGCAACACACCAAGACUCAGAUGCUGGACCUGGUGAUCCUGGAGCAGUUCUUGACUGUCCUUCCCCCAGAGAUGGAGACCUGGGUGAGAGAAUGUGGUCUGGAGACCAGUUCCCAGGCAGUGGCCGUGGUAGAAGGUUUCCUCCUGAGCCAGGCAGUGGACAAGAAGCAGAAAGAGCAGCAGGCCUCGGUCUCUCCCCUGACUUGGUCAGUCUUUCCCUUAAGGCAGAAUCCGGCUGAAGAAGAAAGCGAUCCUCCGUCCAUGUUGGAGCCUGCCUUGGAGCACAAAAUGAAGACAGAAGGACAAGACCUCGCUGGCUCUGAGUUAGGAAAACGCCCUCAUACCAUUCAGGUUGUGAACAGUGGGGAAUUCUGGGGGGAAACCAUGCAGAAGGUCCAGGGUACCCUCAAUCCAGAUGCAAAGGUCAAAGGUUCAAGCAAAGGUCAAAGCAAAGGUCAAAGGUUCAAGCGCUUUGGCUACCAUGAAGCCGAGGCCCCCCGAGAAGUUUGCAGCCAUCUCCGCAAUCUCUGCCGUCAGUGGCUGAAGCCAGAGCAACACACAAAACUCCAGAUCCUGGACCUGGUUGUCCUGGAGAAAUUCCUGACUGUCCUGCCCCCGGAGAUGGAGAGCUGGGUGAGGGAAUGUGGAGCAGAGACCAGUUCCCAGGCGGUGGCCCUGGCAGAAGGCUUCCUGCUGAGCCAGGCAGAGGACAAGAAGCAGGACCUGUUCGCCAAAAGGGCCACUGAUAUCUCCGAGGCACAGAAGGCUCCAUCAGGACCCAGUCAGAGGCCGCUGCUGGAGUGGAUCUUGCAGGAGGGUGACGGAGGGACUACUUCACUGGGAGAUGGACAAAGGAUGAGGAAAAUACGUGUCAGCUCAUCUCUUCAUUGCGAUCUGCUUGGAACAGUUUCUGGGAGACUGGAUCAGGUGACCUUUGAGGAGGUGGCUGUCCAUUUUAACCAAGGGGAGUGGGCACUGCUGGAUCCAGACCAAAGAGCCCUGCACAGAGAAGUCAUGGAAGAGAUUUGUGACAUCAUGGCCUCUCUGAGAGGCAGUGGGUGUGUCAGCGAGAAUGAAGGAGAAGCACGCAAGGCGUCAUUGGCAACAGCGAGAACUGACGCACAAAACCAUAGAAGGAAUGAAGCCCCUGCUUCCCAGGGCGGUGAUAGCUGCGAAAUCCCAGUCCAAGAAAUAAUAGACACCGAAAAGGAGAGAUGCAAUUGCCUUCGGUGCGGGAAUGGCCUAAGUUGUAAAUCAAGUCUUACUCCUAAUAGGGGAAUUCCCAUAGGGCACACAUCUUUCAAAUGCUGUGAGUGUGGAAAGACCUUCAUUCUGAAGAAAUAUCUGACUUCCCAUCAAAGAAUCCACACUGGGGAGAAACCAUUUAAAUGUUUAGAGUGUGGAAAGUGCUUCAGUUGGAGCUCACACCUGAAGACACACCAAAGAAUCCACACGGGAGAGAAACCAUUUAAAUGUUUGGAGUGUGGAAGGAGCUUCAGUCAGAGUGCAAGCCUUAUGUCACAUCGCAGAAUUCACACAGAAGAGAAACCAUUUAAAUGCUUGGAGUGUGGAAAGAGCUUCCAUCAGAGCUCACAAUUUAUUUCACACCAAAAAAAUCACACAAGGGAAAAACCAUUUAAAUGCUUAGAGUGCGGAAAGAGCUUCAGUUGGAACUCAUACCUUAUUUCACAUCAAAGAAUUCACACUGGGGAGAAACCAUUUAAAUGCUUGGAAUGUGGAAAGAGCUUCAGUCAGAGCUCAAGCCUUAUGUCACACCAAAGAAUUCACACUGGGGAGAAACCAUUUAAAUGCUUGGAAUGUGGAAAGAGCUUCAAUUGGAGUGGAAACCUAAUGACGCAUCAAAAAAAUCACACGAGAGAGAAACCAUUUAAAUGUUUGGACUGCGGAAAGAGCUUUAGUCAAAGUUCACAACUAAUGACACACCAAAAAUAUCACACAGGACACAAACCAUUUGAAUGCUCAGAGUGUGGAAAGGGCUUCAGUCAGAACUCAAACCUUAUUGCACACCAAAGAAUUCACAGUGGGGAGAAACCAUUUAAAUGCUUGCAGUGUGGAAAGAGCUUCAGUCAGAGCUCACAGCUUAUGAGACACCAAAGAAUCCACACAGGGGAGAAACCGUUUAAAUGCUCAGAGUGUGGAAAGAGCUUCAGUCAGAGCUCGCGCCUUGUGGCACACCAAAGAAUUCACACAGGAGAGAAACCAUUUAAAUGCUGUGAGUGUGGGAAAAGCUUCCAUCAGAACUCACAACUUAUUUCACACCAAAAAAAUCACAGAAGGAAAAGACCAUUUAAAUGCUUGGCGUGCGGAAAGAGCUUCCCUCGGAACUCAUGCCUUAUUUUACAUCAAAGAAUUCACACAGGAGAGAAACCAUUUAAAUGCUUAGAGUGUGGAAAGAGCUUCAGUCAUAACUCAAACCUUAUUCAACACCAAAGAAUUCACACCGGAGAGAAACCAUUUAAAUGCUUAGAGUGUGGAAAGCGCUUCCAUCAGAGUUCAUACCUUACUGCACACCAAAUAAUUCACACAGGGGAGAAACCAUUUAAAUGCUCAGAGUGCAGAAAGAGCUUCAAUUGGAGUGGAAACCUAAUGAGACACCAAAAAAAUCACACUAGAGAGAAACCAUUUAAAUGCUUGGAAUGUGGAAAGAACUUUAGCCAAAGUUCACAACUAAUGACACACCAAAAAUAUCACACAGCAGACAACUCAUUUAAAUGCUCAGAGUGUGGAAAGAGCUUCAGUCAUAACUCAAACCUUAUUCAACACCAAAGAAUUCACACCGGGGAGAAACCAUUUAAAUGCUUGGAGUGCGGAAAGAGCUUCCGUCAGAGUUCACACCUUACUGUACACCAAAGAAUUCACACAGGAGACAACCCGUUUAAAUGCUUGGAGUGCGGAAAGAGCUUCCAUCAGAGCUCAGAACGCAUUUCACACAUAAGAAAUCACAGAAGGGGAAAACCAUUUAAAUGCUUGCCGUGUGGAAAGCGCUUCCGUUGGAACUCAUGCCUUAUUCAACACCAAAGAAUUCACACAGGAGAGAAACCAUUUAAAUGCUUGGAGUGCGGAAAGAGCUUCCGUCAGAGUUCACACCUUACUGCACACCAAACAAUUCACACAGGAGACAACCCGUUUAAAUGCUUGGAGUGCGGAAAGAGCUUCCAUCAGAGUUCACACCUUACUGCACACCAAAUAAUUCACACAGGAGACAACGUGUUUAAAUGCUCCGAGUGUGGAAAGAGCUUCAAUUGGAGAGCAAGCCUAAUGAGACACCAAAAUAAUCACAUGAAACCAUUCAAAUGCUUGGAGUGUGGAAAAAGCUUCAGUCAGAAGUCAACCCUUAUUGGACACCAAAAAAUUCACACAGGGGAGAAACCAUUUAAAUGUUUGGAGUGCGGAAAGAGCUUCCGUUGGCGCCCGUACUUUAUUUUACACCAAAGAAUUCACAUGAAGGAGAACUCAUUUAAAUGUUCAGAGUGUGGAAAGAUCUAUACAAGGAGAUGCUUCCUUAUUUCACAUCAAAAGAAAUGUCACACAGCGGGCAGUGGUAGCGUCGCCAAACGGGAACGGCAGCUUAGGGCCAUAGCUCCACGCCCCAUAAUAACUGUAAAAGCACAAGACAUUCGUCAAAAUCCUGGGAAUCAACAUCAGUUAAUGCAAACCCCUAAGACGUGCAACAGGAAACUACUGGCAUACGGGAGAGAGAUUGAAAAUAGUAUUUUGGUGCCAGAAGGCACUCUGAUACUUCUGAACUGUCAGACGACAACCCAAGUGUGGUACCUGAACAAGUUCAUCACAGUGAAGCAGAAGCCAUAGGAUCCAUCAGAUCAGACCUUUUAAUAACAAACCCUGAGGUUACACGGUGAGCUACUAGGAACUUUCCCCAUUUGAACAAGGAACGCAUUGUUUCAGGCAUAUAUGAAAUAAUAUCCUUUAUAACACUAAACCUUAGCUGUUUACAGUUUUACAGUCAUUUGAUGAAAUGAUCUCAAAUGCAGUAUGACAGAUACAGAAUUGUCCUGUAUUUGUCAUAAAAACAACAACAACUAUGAGGUCAAUCUUGGCCAAAUUUCAGAAAAGUAGUCUUAAGUCUUAUUCUCAGGUGGCAUUUUGCCCCUAUUCAACUCAUCUGCAUCACAGGUGCAUCCUCUGGGACAUGUUGGUGAGGGUACAGGUAGGUAGGUACCUACUUCUGCCACGGUCUGGUAGUAUCUUGUACAAGCUUACAAACUGAAUCAGGUUUGAUUCCAAAACAAACAUUCAUUUUUAGGUCCCAACUUGCUUUGCUGAACAUUUUUGUGGCCAUGAAUAAUGACAAUCUCUAUAAAGACUCGAUUACUUCCUUGUUAGUAGCUGACUCGAAAUAGCCAAAAGAUGGAAAGACAGCACACGUAUCCCAAAGAAAUCAUGGUUCAGGAGACUAUGGGACACAGCCUUUGCAGAAAGGUUAUCCAAGAAGAUAAUUAUUCAGCGGUCCAGAGGACAGUUACACAUAGUGGUAUUUUGGUCUUUUUGGUAUAACUAUUCUGUAUGCGAGAAAUAACAGUGACACAGACCAAUUCCACCUUCCCACAGGAGUAUAUUGCAAAAUCAAUUUGGACGAUUUUCACAAAUGUCUCCCCUAGAUAGCAUGUAUAGUUGUAAGAUAACCUCUUCACAUGU